GCUUGAGUGAAAACCAAUCAAAUGGAUUCCAGCCAACCUGAGGGAAAUAAGGUCCACGUUCAAGGCGGUUCUUGGGUUCCGGCGACACCCGUGAAGCCCAUUCUACCAAAACCGCCGCUGCAGCCGCUGAUCUAUGCAAGGAUGGACUGGAAUCAGUCAGGACCAUGCUGGUUGGGAUCAGAGAGACUCUCCUCAAAUUCUAACAAGGAAGCUGAGACCACCAGUGGAGUUGCAUGUUACGGUGGAGCUAAUGGUACUAACGACUGGGAAGCAGCUCAGGCUGGGCAAUUUCAAGUGGCCUGCAAAGAUAAUGGAACAGUGGCGAUACAUUCUAUUGAUGCAUUAGGGAGCAUUCCUUUUUUGCAGCUAAUGGCACUAGCAGAUGCGGCUUCUAUCGUGGGAGCCGAUGCUGCAUUGGGUGGAAAUGCAAGCGACCUGUUCGAUUCUGGCUCUAGCUAUCAAGUUGAAUUGGAGUCCAGCUCUAUGAGGGGUCGUCUCAGUGGAGGCUGCAUACCUGAAGUCACAGGGUAUGAAAUGUCUGACCAUAGCCAGCAUGCUUAUGACCUCAAUUUUCCGUCUGGGACAGAGUCAGAUGCAGCUGCUAUCAGAAUUACCUCCCAAUUUGCACCACCGACACCAGAUAUGGGCAAGAGUAAAUAUACCGAAAGUGAGGCUGAAAUACAGCAGAUACCAACUGAGAACAGCAGAGAUGAGAGAGAACAGAGCCACAACUGUAAUACUUCAAUAACAAUUGAUGGUGAGAACCUGGGAGAAAAUAAAGAACUUGAGCCUGCAAUGCAACCUACAAUUACUGCUACCUGUACCCCAGAUGGAAAGGAACGCAAGAAUGCAGAUAGCCUGAAUAAGACACCACCACCAAGACAGAAAAGGAGAAAACACAGACCUAAGGUCAUCAUCGAAGUAAAAAAUAAAAGAAAAAAUCCUAACUUGAAGUCCCAUUGUCCAAGUACGAGAAAGCGUGUCAGGAAAAGUGGACCCAGUAAGCCUUCAGCAACUCCCCCAAUAGAAAUAAUAGGUGAAACAUCAAACCAAGAAAUGCUCAAGCAUAGAAGGAAGUCGUGCAGAAGGGCCAUAAACUUUGAUUCUCAGGCCCAAACAAGAGAUUUAUCCUUCGAUUCAAGGCAACUGGAAAAAGAUCCACUCCCACAAAACAUGCAAUCAACUACAGGACAAAUGGGAGUGAGGCUUGAAGAAGUAGGCUCUUCCACUGAUCCAAACUGGUCCAUGAAUCAAAUGCUGAAAAGCUACGAAUCUUUGCCAGAAAAACAAGUCCAAUCAGCUGGAAUUUCGGUUGAACAUAAUUCUCCUGAGAGAAGACUGCUUUCAAACAACCAAAUGGAGAACAAUACUGAACAAAAUGGUAAAGUAAUUUCCAGUUUUGAAAAGGGAAACACGGUAGAAACCAUGCUGAAUGAUAAUAAUCGAUCCUUACCAGGAGGUUCCAAUGGUCUUAUCUUUUGCAAGAACUCUGCUUUCACUGCAAGCGAGCAAGCCUCUUGUGGCCUGAGAAAACGUUCUCAGGCCAUUGAUCAAGCAGGUGCUGGAAGCAUAAAUUUAACAGGGGUCCAUUAUAAUACAUUAUCUGCAUAUCAGUCGGUAUCCUGGAUGCAUUUUCCCACCAUUUACAAGAAAAAAAGAACAGAGAAGAGGCAGAACCCUGUCUCCUCUACUGCAUUUACUAGUGCAAGUGCCACACAUUUCAUGAGUCCAGAAAGUGCAUGCUCUUUCAAUGAUUCCCAGAGAAAUCACAUGACAUUAGUAUCCAAUAGCUGGAUAGCUGGACCUCAGUUUAGUACUUGUAAAAGUAAAAUUGCAGCUGUGCAUGGAAGACAGAACCUUCAGGAUAAGUUGCAAACAUAUGGAAGUAUCAUGGCUUUAGGCCAGACUGAGAGAACAAAAAGGAGACCCAGGUCAACCAAACGACUUCGUGACUUGGCAUUACCGGCAAGAAUUGUCGAUUGUGAGAAGCAGCCAAUAUAUCCUACUAAUCAACCUCUCGUGGACAGUUCUGUAAAAAAUAUCAAUACAUUUCAAACAUGCAUACAUGCACUAUCCGAGACGAUGGAAGCAACAGUGGCAAAGAAGAAAAGAACCAAGAAGAAUUCUCCUACAAUUUCAGCACUUCACAAUAUGAAUAAAGAUCUUCAGGACCGCAGAUUUGUAUCCUUCAAUCCCUACCAAUUCUUCCCCAAAACAUUAGGCACUGCUUCAGAACAUGGUAAUCAAAUGUGCUUUAUCGAUGCCAUAGUUGAACAAUUAAAGCAUCUUGAUAUCAACAAGGAGAGCAACAAUUUGGAAUGUAGAGAGCGAGCACUUGUACCCUACAACAUGCAAAAUCAGGAGCACAAUGCCAUUGUUGUUUAUGGAAGAAAGGGAACUAUUGUACCAUUUAAUCUUACUAAGAAACGUUAUCCUCGUCCUAAAGUCGAGCUUGAUGAAGAGACUAGUAGAGUAUGGAAGCUUCUGAUGGGAAAUAUAAACAGCGAAGGCAUUGAUGGAACAGAUGAAGAAAAGAUCAAAUGGUGGGAAGAAGAGCGAAAGGUGUUUCGAGGGCGAGCAGAAUCAUUUAUCGCAAGGAUGCAUCUUGUUCAAGGAGAUAGGCGUUUCUCUCAAUGGAAGGGAUCAGUUGUGGACUCUGUGGUAGGAGUAUUCCUGACUCAAAAUGUCUCAGAUCACCUUUCUAGCUCUGCCUUCAUGUCUCUUGCUGCACGCUUUCCUCCUAAGCCAAAUUGUCAACAAGCAUCAUGCUAUCAACAUCCUAUUAUAAAGUUGGAUGAACCCGAAGCAUACAUGUUGAGUUUAGAGGAUGACAUGAAAUUGAACAAACAGAUAAUGCAGCAACAAAUAAGUGAAGAGGGUUCCUUGAUGAAAAAUGAAAUCGAAAAUAGUGAAGGGAAAAUAAUUGUUGACAGCAAUGAAUCUUCCAGAAGUAAUGUCGAGGAUGGUAGCUCAAACAAGGAACCAGAAAAAAAAAGUUUUAGUUCAUCUCAUAACAUUGUUGGGACAUGUAGCAAUUCUGAGAGAGAAAUAUCAUUGAGUGGAACCGGCCCAAUGCAAGCAUGUCUCUCCGGAGCCAGAGAAAUAUAUGAUUCAUUUUCAUUUCAAGACUGUUUGGAUUCAUCAAUUUCUCAAACCAGUGAGAACAUCGAACCAUCCUCAGAAGGCAACUCAGAAGAUCUACCAAGCUGGUUGAAAGAGGUUCACAUCAAUUCUUCAUCGGAGAAGCUUAAUCAGAUGGCUGGACUAAAUACUCUGAAUGAUCAUGUUACUAUCGAUACUUCCAUUGAACAGACAGAGGUUCACACGAACAUCAACCUAGCAGGAAAAAAGUGUGACAAUGGAAUAGAUGACACUUCACAACCGGAUGAUCAUGAAAAAGCCAUGAAAGAUUCUGUUAAUCAUUUGAAUGGCUAUCAAAUGCAGCAAAACCACACCUCGGAAUCAUUGGAAGUUGACUGCCAUCAGACGUGCAGUGGAGUUCAAACUCCUAAUGUUUACCACAAGGACGUAGAUUUUCAUUCUGAAAAAAGUACACUGACUGCAGAAUCUCGCAAUCAUGCUAAUGUUGAAAUAGAGCUCAUAGUAGAUAUCCAUGAAGCACCAUUACCUAGUAGUGAAUUAAGCAUCAAUGCAAAGGAGCCAGGUUUGACCUUACAACCUCAAGGCAGUGUGGUUGAAGACGCACAAAAUGCUGAGUCGCCAGUAGAAUGUACAAAUAAUGUGCAUGAAAUUCUUCCAAAAUUUUCACCAAAUGGUACAGGAAUAGUGACACAGUCAAAUCCAAAGGAGUAUGAUCAUUCACUUAGUAAUGGGUUUGAAGAGAUGAAACCUACCACUUCAAGAUCUCAGAGAAAACAAGUUGCAAAGGAAAAGGAAGGUAACAUUAAUUGGGACAACUUAAGAAAACAGGUAGAAACCAACGGAAAGACACGACAGAGAAGUGAAAAUACAAUGGACUCGUUGGAUUGGGAAGCAGUAAGAUGUGCUGAUGUGAAGGAGAUUGCACACGCCAUCAGAGAACGCGGCAUGAACAACAUGCUUGCUGAAAGAAUCAAGGAUUUUCUAAACCGUCUGGUGAAAGAUCAUGGGAGCAUUGAUCUCGAAUGGUUAAGGGAUGUUGCACCAGACCAAGCAAAAGAAUAUCUACUAAGUAUAAGAGGUUUGGGACUAAAAAGUGUGGAGUGUGUGCGACUUCUUACUCUUCAUCAUCUUGCCUUCCCAGUUGACACAAAUGUUGGACGUAUAGCUGUCCGACUGGGAUGGGUACCCCUUCAACCGCUACCAGAAUCCCUACAGUUGCAUCUUCUAGAAUUGUACCCAGUGCUAGAGUCAAUCCAGAAGUAUCUAUGGCCUCGGCUUUGCAAGCUUGACCAAAGAACACUGUAUGAGCUGCACUACCAAAUGAUUACGUUUGGAAAGGUCUUUUGUACAAAAAGCAAACCAAAUUGUAAUGCUUGUCCAAUGAGAGGAGAAUGUAGGCACUUCGCAAGCGCAUUUGCAAGUGCAAGGCUUGGCCUUCCAGCACCAGAAGAUAAAAGAAUAGUUAGCACUACUGAAUGCAGAGAACCUGAAGAUAACCAGGCCAGAACAAUUGACCAACCAAUGCUGUCCCUCCCUCCCUCAACAAUACCAUCUGAAGAGAUCAAGCCAUCAGAAAGGCAUCAAUCUGACGGGAAGACUACAAUUGGGAUGUGUGUGCCCAUUAUUGAAGAACCAGCAACACCAGAGCAAGAAAGCACCACAAAAGAUGCAAUCAUCGAUAUUGAGGAUGCUUUCUAUGAAGAUCCUAAUGAAAUUCCUACAAUAAAACUUAACAUUGAGGAGUUCUCACAGAAUUUACAGAACUACGUUCAAAAGAAUAUGGAACCUCAAGAAGGUGACAUGUCAAAAGCCUUAAUUGCACUAACCCCAGAAGCCGCAUCAAUUCCCAUGCCUAAACUUAAGAAUGUCAGCCGGCUGCGAACAGAACACCUAGUCUAUGAACUUCCAGAUAAUCACCCUCUUCUUGAAAAGUUGAAGUUGGAUAGAAGAGAACCAGAUGAUCCUUGCUCAUACUUUUUGGCUAUCUGGACCCCAGGUGAAACAGCAAAUUCCAUCCAACUACCAGAAAAGAGGUGCAGUAAUCAAGAACAUCAUCAAUUGUGUCUUGAAGAGGAGUGCCUCUCGUGCAACAGUGUCAGAGAAGCCAACUCUCUCAUGGUCCGAGGGACUCUUUUGAUACCAUGCCGGACAGCAAUGAGAGGAAGCUUUCCACUGAAUGGUACCUACUUUCAAGUCAAUGAGGUGUUUGCAGAUCACGAGUCAAGCCUCAACCCAAUAGAUGUUCCAAGGGACUGGAUAUGGAAUCUUCCCAGACGCACCGUGUAUUUUGGAACCUCCAUACCAACGAUAUUCAAAGGAUUAUCGACACAAGGCAUCCAACACUGUUUCUGGAGAGGAUUCGUCUGUGUAAGAGGUUUUGAUAAAAAAUCAAGAGCACCCCGACCCUUGAUGGCCAGGCUUCAUUUUCCAGCCAGCAAAUUGAACAGAGGAAGAGGUAAGACAGUGGAUCAAUAAGAAAACAAGGAGAUGAAGCCCAAACCAGGACAGCACAAACAACAUAGCGGUAAGAAAAGAACAUCAUUUAGUAACACAGCUUCCAACCAUCACAAAUAAGUUAGUAUCCACUUGUAAAUUCCUGUAUGACACGUGAUUAACAAGAUUAGAAUUAGUCAUUUCAAGCUCAAGUCCGAAUCAUUCAUAUAAAACUAGCGACCGACACAAAGCCAAGGUGUAUUUAUUAAUUUCUCUAUCCGGAUGUGAGAUUCCAGGUUCAAUAGAGAUUACAGCACGUCAGACUU
Molecule: messenger RNA, 5861 nt
Organism: Cucurbita maxima (winter squash)
Lineage: Eukaryota; Viridiplantae; Streptophyta; Magnoliopsida; Cucurbitales; Cucurbitaceae
Product: protein ROS1-like
Exons: 19
Coding region: 22-5577 (1851 amino acids)
Biological process (GO): base-excision repair
Molecular function (GO): 4 iron, 4 sulfur cluster binding; DNA N-glycosylase activity; DNA demethylase activity
Source: RefSeq, a predicted model, not a curated record